GAUGGCGGCGCCCACGGGGAAGAGCUGCCGGCGGGCGUGGGCCGCUCUCGUUCCUGCCGCCUUGCUGUGCCUGGCGGCCCGGGCGGCCGCGGAACCGGGCUCGGAACCGGGCUCGGCCGGCUUCGACGUGCGGCCCGGCGGGGAGGUUCACUCCUUCUCCCGGAGCCUGGGAGAUCUCAGCUGCACCUUCACCUACUCGGCCCAGGGAGGGACCAACGAGCAAUGGCAGAUGAACGUUGGGAUCAGCGAAGACGACGGGCUCUUCUCCUGCUCCAUCUGGAGGCCCCAGGGGAAGUCUUAUCUCUUCUUUACCCAGUUUAAAGCUGAAGUGAAAGGAGCCAAGAUAGAGCAUGCCAUGGCUUAUUCUCAAGCUGCUGUGGGUGCCCAGAACGACAUCCCCUUGAAACAGGAAGAGUUUGAAAUCACUGAAACAACAGUGUCUCACAGGGAAGGAAAGUUCCGUUUUGAACUCUCCAAGCUCACCAUCGUAGCAAAAUCACCCCGUGACGAGCUGUGA
This is a messenger RNA of Empidonax traillii (willow flycatcher), 517 nucleotides long. It is a transcript of the gene MYDGF, whose product is annotated as myeloid derived growth factor. The record is from RefSeq and is a predicted model, not a curated record. The transcript is spliced from 6 exons. Lineage: Eukaryota; Metazoa; Chordata; Aves; Passeriformes; Tyrannidae. Gene Ontology annotation, biological process: positive regulation of angiogenesis; positive regulation of endothelial cell proliferation. The coding region runs from base 2 to 517 and encodes 171 amino acids.